AUGACGCACCCCUCCGCAUCGAAGAAUGCAUUCAUCCCGACGUGGAUGUCCGUCCUUUCCGACGUUCUCUUCCAGAAACUUCGAUGCAAACACCUGCCGAAAACGUCUUUGGAAAUGGUCACAUUUCCCCACGGGAAGGAAGAAAAAUCAUCAUCCAAGAAGACGUUUAAGAAGCAAACCAUCAUCGUGACCGGCCCAACGUCUGGUAUCGGCGAGACGACCGCGUUGACGUUAGCUAUGAGAGGUCACAGAGUGAUUUUAGCCUGUCGGACGGUCUCUAAAGGCGAGACGAUGGUCAAGAAAUGGCAACAAAAAUACUCCUCCAAAAACACAAGAUUGAAACUCGACUGCGUCGUCAUGAAGCUCGAUUUGAACAGUUUACGAUCGAUUCGAGAGUUCGCGAAAACAUUUACAGAUGUCGAAGAUCGAUUGGACGUGUUAAUAAACAACGCCGGCGUGUUUGAUAUGUCGAAUAAAUACGUGCUCACGGAGGAUGCGUACGAACAGCACCACGGGACGAACUUUUUAGCGCCGAGUUUACUCUCGCUUCUGUUGAUAGGUAAAAUGUUGGAAACGAAGACGACGGAGGGGUGCGAAACCGCCGCGAGGCAAUCGAACAGUCGGAUUGUGUUUGUGAGUUCAAAGUUGCACGAAUUUGCGAAGAAUUAUGACAUGCAAAAGAAAUCGUUUGGGUUCUCCGCGAAGAAGGCGUACGCAAAUAGCAAAAUGGCAGAGAUUGCAUUCGCAAAGGUGUUAGAGAGGAAAGUGUGUAAAGCGUUUUAUACGAACGCGAAGGAUGGAAGGGACCCGUCGAACGCGCCGAUUAAAAUGAUGAGUUUACAUCCUGGAAAUAUUAUAACGAACGUUGUGAAAACGUUACCGAAAUUGAUUCAGUUUUUGUACCGAACGACGAUGCGACAGAUUUUGUUUACGUGCGACGAAGGCGCGAGGGCGACGGUGUAUUGCGCGCAAAGCGAAUACGCGUUCGAGGAGGCCAAAGGAAAGUUUGGGAGUUACUUUGAUUCUGCGUGCGAGUUGCGCGAGCCGAACAGCUUGAGCGAAAUAGAGGAAGAGGGAUUGUGGCGAGAAGUCCUGAAAGAGUUUGGGAUGUCUGAAGCGCAGUUGAUAAAGGAGUGGCAGACGGCGCUCGCGUGA
This is a messenger RNA of Bathycoccus prasinos, 1155 nucleotides long. RefSeq lists its product with no specific name. The coding region runs from base 1 to 1155 and encodes 384 amino acids. The record is from RefSeq and is a predicted model, not a curated record. NCBI's taxonomy places the organism in Eukaryota, Viridiplantae, Chlorophyta, Mamiellophyceae, Mamiellales, Bathycoccaceae. The transcript has a single exon.